AUGCAUAUCAUUCGUGAGGCUACGGGUGGUACCCCCAACGUCACUGCUGGUACCGACUUGGCCUCAGCGGCUACCCUCAACACAGCUAUGUCCAGUGUGGCGGCCUGUGCGCUGACAAAGUUCGGCUGUCGUCAAGAACACAAACAACAUAUCAAAGCUACCGCCGUGGCAUCGAAGCCUGGAUUUGAACAUCGCAGGAUCAGCCGGAUCGCUUUUUCGUGAAAAAUGGAACGCUUAAGGGGCAGCUCGAUAUGGACAUCUUUACUCCAGAGCACUUCGAAGCGUUUUACUGGCCAAGAUGAGCGACGCUACUCGAUGCCUAAAGGUCACGACGCCGAGUGGAUAUUGAAGUGCUUUAAAGGACAUUUAUAGACAGAGACGACUGCCACUUCCAGCGGAGUAUGCAGACGACUUAAACACAUAUGUUGGCUGGUCUUAAGAGUAUUGAAGCUUUACGCAAUCAACAUGUAGCUGGAGACGCUAGAAAUUCCAAUAAACAGCCCUACCCUAUUUUGUA
This is a messenger RNA of Phytophthora infestans T30-4, 517 nucleotides long. RefSeq lists its product as uncharacterized. The record is from RefSeq and is a predicted model, not a curated record. The coding region runs from base 1 to 222 and encodes 73 amino acids. The transcript has a single exon. NCBI's taxonomy places the organism in Eukaryota, Oomycota, Peronosporomycetes, Peronosporales, Peronosporaceae.